Messenger RNA from Paracoccidioides brasiliensis Pb18, 1290 nucleotides. RefSeq lists its product as uncharacterized. The coding region runs from base 1 to 1290 and encodes 429 amino acids. Gene Ontology annotation, cellular component: exomer complex; trans-Golgi network. Gene Ontology annotation, molecular function: protein dimerization activity. Gene Ontology annotation, biological process: conjugation with cellular fusion; Golgi to plasma membrane transport. The record is from RefSeq and is a predicted model, not a curated record. The transcript is spliced from 2 exons.
AUGCUGGUUUCUCUCACCGUUGGGAAGGUUGACGCUGGCGUUGCUGUCCUCUUGACUCAAGAUAAUCGACUUAUUGAAUUCCCGUCCGUCCUCCUGCCAAAGAAUAUAUCAUCUGGCAGUAUCGUUGAUAUUACUGUAUCGCGGAACCAAGCCGCUGAAGCCGCCAGUAUCGCCUCUUUUCAGUCUCUCCAAAAGCGGAUUCUACACACCUAUGGCAUCCAUACUCCCUCUCCGCCAGUACUGCGCCUAAGAAAUGCGACGCAAACAUCCCUUGUCCUUGAAUGGGACCCCAUCAACUUGGCCACCGCGUCCCUUAAGUCACUGUUGCUAUAUCGCAAUGACUCCAGGGCAGGCUCCAUUCCCAGGCCAAAAGAGAUGCUCAGCACCAAGAUUAGCGGUCUUGCAAUUGACACAGAAUACACUUUUCACCUUGUCCUCCGUACCUCUGCCGGUACUUUCAGCUCAGAAAAAUUAGUUUGUCGCACACACAAGAUGACCGACUUGUCCGGAAUCACCAUUACACCAGGUGUUCUACCACCGAAUCUAAGGACUUCGCUUGGGGAGGCUGUGGAUCGAAUUGGUGCCAAACUCAUCGACACAGUGCGAAUUGAUACAACACACUUUGUUUGUACGGAAGGUAGAGGUCCUGCCUGGGAAAAAGCUGUUGAGAUGAAUAUUCCUGUUGUCCGGCCAGAGUGGGUAGAGGGAUGCGAACGCGAAGGUACUAUCGUCAGUGUACGCGGUUACUACUUGAAUGCAGAUCCAAAGUUGAGGCAGAUAGGCCCAAGUGUUGGUGGUCAACAAAAUCGCAAAAACUCCGUAUUGAAUAAUGCCUCUGGAUCUGGAUCCCUUGGAAAAGCAGACCGAACGAAUCCAGCAUCCCCUUCGCCAGACCAACCGGCUGAGAAGGAACUCCCGGUAACGCCCUUCCCUGGUGGUCCAGUAAACGGACCGUCAAGCAGCGAUAGAUCUGAUGGUGGGGAUAAGAAUGAUAGAGAAUCCCAGUCUGCACCAUCCCCUCCCCCUAAAGACGAAAAGGAGAACUCGAGGCCAAGUGGAGAUGACGCGGCAUCAGUUGAUCGCGAAAACUAUGUACUUGCUGGAGGUGGUGAGCCGGAGGCAGCUGAUGAGAAUAACUCUGCAGUUUCUUCAGAUGGUGACGUAGCAAACAGGACAAACUCGCAAUCGCCAGGAAAGAAGAGGAGUUUAGAGGCCCGGUCUCCGGGUUCGAAUUACCAAAAAUCGAACGGGGCGGGUGGUGAAGGAGAGCUAGAUGAGGUUCCACUUUGA